Messenger RNA from Coffea eugenioides, 1384 nucleotides. RefSeq names its product WAT1-related protein At4g30420. The transcript has 7 exons. Gene Ontology annotation, molecular function: transmembrane transporter activity. The coding region runs from base 42 to 1181 and encodes 379 amino acids. Gene Ontology annotation, cellular component: plasma membrane. NCBI's taxonomy places the organism in Eukaryota, Viridiplantae, Streptophyta, Magnoliopsida, Gentianales, Rubiaceae. The record is from RefSeq and is a predicted model, not a curated record.
CGGUGCUGUCUCUAAUUGUUUCAAAUCAAGCAUAGGCAAAGAUGGGUUAUGAAGAUCAAAAGCCUCUCAUUUUCAUGGUUGUUUUGCAGUUUGUGUAUGCAGGAAUUACUCUAUCUACAAGGGCUUCGCUCUUACAGGGAAUGAGUCCCAGAGUUUUUGUGGUUUAUCGGCAAGCCCUAGCCGCUUUGCUUGUAGCUCCUGUGGCAUUUUUCAGGUCAAGGAAAGGAGGAAACACAUGUUCUUUAGGAUGGAAGAACUUCUGGUUAAUAUUUCUAGUUUCUCUUGUCGGUGUGACGGUGAACCAGAAUAUUUAUUUUGAGGGACUAUACUUGGCGUCAUCAUCAAUAGCAAGUGCAAUGGGGAAUCUACUACCUGCAAUUACUUUUGUUUUGGCAUACAUUGUGGGACAAGAAAAAAUAAACAUCCGAAGCUUGAGAAGUAAAGCAAAAUUCUUCGGCACGAUCAUAUGUGUUACCGGAGCCAUAAGCAUGGUGUUACUCAAAGGGCCGAAGCUACUUAACAAAGAGUUUCACUCUGAUCCAAUUCAUUCAAUAUUGAGAUUGAGCAAGGGAGGUGAGACUUGGUUGCUUGGUUGUUUACUACUGUUCGCAAGCAAUUGUUGCUGGUCAAUUUGGCUGAUUUUGCAGGCACCGGUGUCCAAGAGCUAUCCUGAUCAUUUAUCUCUAACAGCAUGGAUGUGCUUUAUUGCUGCCUGGCAAUCGGCAAUUGUGGCAUUCUUUAUCGAGAAAGACUUAGAUGCUUGGAAAUUACAAACACCUCUGGAACUUGGAUGUCUAUUCUUUUCAGCAGGAGCAUCAGCAAUUUCGUUCUUUGCUCAGGCUUGGUGCAUAUGUAAAAGAGGACCACUUUUUUCUGCCAUGUUUAAUCCUUUAUCCACUGUCAUUGUGACCUUUAUCGCCUCCACAUUCUUUCGAGAAGAGCUCUACAUUGGAAGCUUGCUCGGUGCAAUUGCUGUAAUAUUUGGACUGUAUAUUGUGCUAUGGGGCAAAGCUAAAGAUCACAUGAUUAACAGCGAUGUAGAAAAGAAGCCAGAGGAGGAAAAAAUUAAUUAUACAAUCGUUGUCGAUGAAUCCACAGACAAAUUGAGUUGUAGAAUCGAUUUGGAAGAACCCCUUUUGCAUAAGCAGACAAUAGAUCUCAAAGAUGAUCAGAAACAUUAGUAUUGAUGGGAAAAGUCUGUAUUUCUACAUAAAUGAGGUUCAAUAUUGUGAAGAAGACAGGACUCCUCUUCUAAGAAGAGAUUUUGUAAUUGCGCUUCCGGUUCUAGGCAUUCAUCAUUGGUGUUAUUAGCCUUUAUCCCCCCGGCAAGGGACAACUUGAUUUGAAAUUUCUAAUAAUCAUUUGAGAUAUUUGAUGGGAUCUA